Messenger RNA from Diutina rugosa, 1029 nucleotides. It is a transcript of the gene FGR15, whose product is annotated as Fgr15p. The record is from RefSeq and is a predicted model, not a curated record. Lineage: Eukaryota; Fungi; Ascomycota; Pichiomycetes; Serinales; Debaryomycetaceae. The coding region runs from base 1 to 1029 and encodes 342 amino acids. The transcript has a single exon.
AUGUCGUUGGACCUCAACACCAAAAUACGAAUCCUUUGUGAAGCGAGCCCGGAAACAAUCGACGAAUAUGUUGGUCAUAUUUCACACUUGGUAGAUUUGCUCAGUGGUGAAAGUUUGUCAGUAAGUGCUACUGUCGACGUCACUAAUAAAUUCAAGGAGUUAGCAGCAGCAUAUCCCAAGUUCAUCUCCAAAAACCCGUUGAAGCGUCAAGGUUGGAGAAUUGUUGAUGCUAACUUUGACAAACUUGUAAGAUUUAUAAGUGAAACCACUGAUUUGUCCACUGCUGUUAUCGCAAUGCGCCUAUUAACUCAAGUAGUCAUGCUGCUCAACUACUGGGAGGUUUAUAACUUGCUAACAUGGAAACCAGCACUCUACGAGUUCAUGAAAAUGAUUGAUUUUGACUUUACGGAGUGCUACAACGAAUUCAUGGUGUCAUACCACAAUGAGAAAUGGGGACCUCCUGUAGACCUACGAACUUUGGGGGCAGGUGGAGGCCGCGACAAAUUUAGACGUCGCAGAACAAAGAUUAACGAUGAUAUACCGGCUAAAGUGAUCAAGAAAAUGUCCACUGGGACAGUUUCAACCAAGCUGCUGAAUUACGAUCCUGAUGUCAUUCACGAGUGCCAAUUGCCACUGGCCGACUAUCCUGAAAAGCUUUGCUUACGUCGAUUUUCACGAAAAUACGAGCUUAUUAGACACCAGGAAACGGUGCAUUCCAAGAAGAAAAAACUAUUCAAGUGCUUUGUAUGUGUGAGGCAAAACCCAGCGGUGGGCCCACGCAUAUUCACUCGCCAUGAUACAUUGGCCAAACACAUUCGAGUGAAUCAUAAGAUUUCCGGUAAAGAAGCCAAAGCUGAAGUUGCCUAUUCUAAAAAGCACGCAGAGGUCGUGGAUGACAAUGAUCUUUUACUUCACGCAGGGCGACGAAAGACCAAGGCGGAUUUUGAAAUUCCUGCUCAGCUAGGGAAAAAAGACUCUGCUGACCAAGGUGAAUACGCUGGAGAACUUUUGUAUGGUGAAGAACCAUAG